This is a messenger RNA of Rhinichthys klamathensis goyatoka, 1304 nucleotides long. RefSeq names its product Sp6 transcription factor (gene sp6). Gene Ontology annotation, molecular function: RNA polymerase II cis-regulatory region sequence-specific DNA binding; DNA-binding transcription factor activity, RNA polymerase II-specific. Gene Ontology annotation, biological process: regulation of transcription by RNA polymerase II. The coding region runs from base 250 to 1086 and encodes 278 amino acids. The record is from RefSeq and is a predicted model, not a curated record. NCBI's taxonomy places the organism in Eukaryota, Metazoa, Chordata, Actinopteri, Cypriniformes, Leuciscidae. The transcript is spliced from 2 exons.
CUCUGACUGUGUGUGUGUGUGUGUGUGUGUGUGCGCCAGUGACAGAGCUGUAUCAAUGAAAGUGUGCAUGAAUGAACCGUGUGUGUGUGUGUGUGAGAGAGGUGUGGCUCUCUCGGUCAUAAACUCCUGCUGGUUCUGCAGUGGCGUCACACUCUUCAGGAGACGCGAGCAGGUGAUAUCAGAUUCCCAUCCACAGUCAUGUGGUGAUACGGUCUCUCUCUCUCUCUCUCUCUCUCUCACACACACACCAUGGCGCACCCGUACGACCCCUGGUUGCGCGCCGGGCCGCCGCAGGACGAGGUGAGCGUGUCUGGCUGGUGGGACGUGCACACUGGAGCCGCGGCGGGUUGGAUGGACCUCCAGGGGGCGGGGCCAGGGCAGGGCGGGGCCAUGGGCUCCUACACGACCGACCCUCAGAUGUGCUGCCUGCCUCCCUCCGGCUCCGCCCACUCUGGCUCCGCCCACUCCGGCCUGCACUUCCCGCCAGAGGGCUUCAAGAUGGAGCCGCUGACGCAGGAUCUGCUGCCGCUCCCGCAGGCCUCGUCGUCGUACUCCCCGGAGGAGCCGCAGGACGCCGCGGGUUCUUCCGCUCGGCCCAGAUCGCAGCGGCGCGCGGGUGGGCGCGCUCCCGGUCAGGCCUCCUGCCGCUGCCCCAACUGCCUGAGCGCCGAGUCCCUGGGAAGCAGCGGCGGAGACAAGCGCAAGCACCUGCACAACUGCCACAUCCCCGGCUGCGGGAAGGCGUACGUGAAGACGUCGCACCUCAAAGCGCACCUGCGCUGGCACAGCGGCGACCGGCCCUUCGUCUGCAACUGGCUGUUCUGCGGCAAACGCUUCACCCGCUCGGACGAGCUGCAGCGCCACCUGCAGACGCACACCGGCGCCAAGCGCUUCGGCUGCAGCUCGUGCCCGCGCGUCUUCCUGCGCGCCGACCACCUGGCCAAACACGUGCGCGUGCACGAGACGCCAUGCCAACCGGCCGAAGAGACUCACCCGGCGACGGGGAGCAGCGCCAGUGCGACGUCGCUGCUCAGAGUCAAGACGGAAUCAGAGACCGGCGGCGGCGACGACACACCGAAUGGCUAAUCGCGGUUCUGAUGAACGAGACUCACAGAUGUGCCGUUCUGAAACCGACUGAUAUGAACUAUAUUCAAUUCUGUAAAUGAUCUGUAGAAGGUGGCAUUAUCAUGUAACGCGUAACAUAAUGCUUUUAUUUCUUCAGUUUUAUUUAUAUUUGUACAUUUUGUGUUUCAUUCUCUGUUGAUUAACUUAAAGAUGGUGUGUGUGUGUGUGUGUGUGUGUGA